AUGACUCCUCCCUCCCUCACAGAGACAGACAUCCUGGAUGUGAUGUUGGCGUUCUGGAGUCUGCUGGCCCACAGCCCCCCGGCUAUCUGGGACGCUUCGCUGACCUGGGCCAGCCCAGUACAGCCCAGUACAGCCUCGUACAGUACAGUCCAGUACAGCCCAGCCCAGUACAGCCCAGUUCAGCCCAGCCCAGUACAGCCCAGUACAACCCAGCCCAGUACAGCCCAGUACAGCCUCGUACAGUACAGUCCAGUACAGCCCAGCCCAGUACAGCCCAGUACAGCCCAGCCCAGUACAGCCCAGUACAGGCCAGCCCAGUUCAGCCCAGCCCAGUUCAGCCCAGCCCAGUGCAGCCCAGUUCAGCCCAGUACAGCCCAGCCCAGUACAGCCCAGCCCAGCCCAGUACAGCCCAGGCCAGCCCAGUUCAGCCCAGCCCAGUGCAGCCCAGUACAGCCCAGUCCAGGCCAGCCCAGUACAGCCCAGUACAGCACAGUUCAGCCCAGUUCAGCCCAGUUCAGCCCAGUACAGCCCAGUUCAGCCCAGUACAGCCCAGGCCAGCCCAGUACAGGCCAGCCCAGUUCAGCCCAGCCCAGCCCAGUACAGCCCAGUUCAGCCCAGCCCAGUGCAGCCCAGUUCAGCCCAGUGCAGCCCAGUACAGCCCAGCCCAGCCCAGUACAGCCCAGUUCAGCCCAGCCCAGUGCAGCCCAGUUCAGCCCAGCCCAGCCCAGUACAGCCCAGUACAGCCCAGUACAGCCCAGUACCCUGGAGAUCAACUCUGUAGACCCUGCUCCCUGCACCCACCCUGUAAGACCCUGGAUUGACCCCGGUCCCAGACUCCCUGGUCCGCCGCCUCCCAUUGUCCCCAGCCUCCCUGGUCCCCAGCCUCCGUGGUCCCCGUCACCCGUGGUUCCCAGCCUCCGUGGUCCCCAGCCUCCGUGGUCCCCAGCCUCCGUGGUCCCCAGCAUCCGUGGUCCCCAGCCUCCGUGGUCCCCGUCACCCGUGGUUCCCAGCCUCCGUGGUCCCCAGCCUCCGUGGUCCCCAGCCUCCGUGGUCCCCAGCCUCCGUGGUACCCAGCCUCCGUGGUCCCCGUCACCCGUGGUUCCCAGCCUCCGUGGUCCCCAGCCUCCGUGGUCCCCAGCCUCCGUGGUCCCCAGCCUCCGUGGUCCCCAGCCUCCGUGGUCCCCAGCCUCCGUGGUCCCCAGCCUCCGUGGUCCCCAGCCUCCGUGGUCCCCAGCCUCCGUGGUCCCCAGCCUCCGUGGUCCCCAGCCUCCGUGGUCCCCAGCCUCCCUGGUACCCAGCCUCCCUGGUACCCAGCCUCCCUGGUACCCAGCCUCCCAUGGUCCCCAGCCUCCCUUGUACCCAGCCUCCCUGGUACCCAGCCUCCCUGGUACCCAGCCUCCCUGGUACCCAGCCUCCCAUGGUCACCAGCCUACGUGGUCCCCGUCACCCGUGGUUCCCAUCCUCCGUGGUCCCCAGCCUCCCGUGGUCCCUAGCAUCCCUGGUACCCAGCCUCCCUGGUACCCAGCCUCCCGUGGUCCCCGCCUCCCGUGGGCUCUGUCCUCCGUGGUCUCUGUCCCCCGUGGUCUCUGUCCCCCGUGGUCUCUGUCCCCCGUGGUCUCUGUCCCCCGUGGUCUCUGUCCCCCGUGGUCUCCGUCCCCCGUGGUUCCCGUCCUCCGUGGUCCCCGUCCUCCGUGGUCCCCGUCCUCCGUGGUCCCCGUCCUCCGUGGUCCCCGUCCUCCGUGGUCUCUGUCCCCCGUUGUCCCCAGCCUCCGUGGUCCCCAGCCUCCGUGGUCCCCGUCCUCUGUUGUCUCUGUCCUCCGUGGUCCCCGUCCUCCGUGGUCUGUCCCCCGUGGUCUCUGUCCCCCGUAG
Oncorhynchus masou masou (cherry salmon) is the source of this 1869-nucleotide messenger RNA. RefSeq lists its product as uncharacterized. The coding region runs from base 1 to 1869 and encodes 622 amino acids. The transcript has 3 exons. The record is from RefSeq and is a predicted model, not a curated record. NCBI's taxonomy places the organism in Eukaryota, Metazoa, Chordata, Actinopteri, Salmoniformes, Salmonidae.